Molecule: messenger RNA, 1929 nt
Organism: Dioscorea cayenensis subsp. rotundata (Guinea yam)
Lineage: Eukaryota; Viridiplantae; Streptophyta; Magnoliopsida; Dioscoreales; Dioscoreaceae
Product: UDP-glycosyltransferase 88F3-like
Exons: 1
Coding region: 374-1774 (466 amino acids)
Molecular function (GO): UDP-glycosyltransferase activity
Source: RefSeq, a predicted model, not a curated record
AAAGAAUGUGAUGCUUCUGACGUGUGUGAUGACGAUGCCAAACCGAAUGGUGGAAACUUCUUCUUUAUAUAGUAUUCAUAUGCUUGCUCUAAAGAAAUAAUUAAUGGCAAUGAUUUUCAUACGCUUGUUCCGAAGAAACAAUUAAUGGCUAAGAUUUAGUCUUGGUCACCAAAUUUAAUCUAAAGGCUAAAAAUGGUACUUGGCAAUCAAGACAAAUCCAAAGGCAAAUAUUGAAUCCUUUGUCUCCAAGCCAUAUAGAAUAUUCAAUAUUCUAGUAAAUCAAAGCACCAAAUUAACACUUAAAUUAAAGGAUAUAAAACCUCAACAAUAACUAGUUUCUAGUUUCACUGCAAACCAAGCUCUAAGUUAGCACAUGGAUACCAUAGUCAUCUACCCGUUCACCGGCAUUGGCCACCUUGCACCCAUGACCGAGUUCGCCAAGCUAAUCGUCGCCCAAGGUUUCUCCGUCGCCAUCCCCAUCCCUCCACCCAUCAACCCCUCGCUUUCCACUUCCGCUACUGAUAACUGCAUCUCCAGCGUCUCCUCCACCCACCCUUCCAUUUCCUUCCACCGCCUGCCACCUUUCACCAGCGACUACUCUUCCAAGAAGCGGGCCGUCCUCCGGAAAUCCUUCAUCCGCGCUGCCAACCCCCACCUUCGUGACCUAGUGAGGGACAUCUCCCAGACUUCAAACAUCCGCGCCAUCCUCGUUGACUUCUUGAGUCUCGAGGCACUCGACGUCGCUACCGAGCUCCAGCUCCCAGCCUACGUCUUCUUCACCUCUGGCGCCUUGAGUCUUUCCUGUUUCCUCUACCUCCCCACAUUACACAACGAGAUGACAUCCAGCUUUAAUGAACUCGGAGAAACUCCGAUCCACAUCCCUGGCUUACCACCUAUCCCAGCCUCUCAUAUGCCAGAUCACAUGCGAGAUCGAGAUGAGGGGUUGCAAGCCUUUGUUGAUGCAUUCUCACGUAUCCCGGAUGCCAAAGGCAUCAUCGUCAACUCAUUCGAGAUUCUGGAGUCCAGAACACUGAAGACAGUGCGCGAAGGUCACUGUCUCCCGAACAGAGAUACACCACCAGUGUAUUGCGUGGGACCGUUAACCACUGGAACUGGAAGUGAAGCAGGAGAGAGACACGAGUGCUUAACAUGGCUCGACAAGCAACCCAGAGGGAGUGUUGUGUUCCUGUGCUUCGGGAGCAGGGGACGCUUCCCGGCGGAGCAAGUGAAGGAGAUCGCGUUGGGACUGGAGAGAAGCGACCAGAAGUUUCUCUGGGUUGUGCGAAGCCCACCUGAUCCGGAUAAUUGGUUCGCGAGUUCUAACGAGGUAGAUCUUGACACACUUCUCCCUGUUGGGUUCCUGGAGCGAACAGAGGAGAGGGGAAUGGUGGUGAAAGCGUGGGCGCCGCAAGAGGAGGUGCUGAACCACGAGGCCACGGGUGGCUUCGUGACACACUGCGGGUGGAACUCUGUGCUGGAGGGGGUGCGCGCCGGCUUGGGGAUGAUAGCGUGGCCGUUGUAUGCGGAGCAGAAGAUGAACAAAGUGUUGCUGGUGGAGGAGAUGAAGCUGGCGGUAGAGAUGAAGGGUUAUGAUAAGGAAAUGGUGGCGGCGGAAGAGGUGGAAACUCGCGUGAGGUGGUUUAUGGGGUCCGACGGCGGGAAGAAGUUGAGGGACCGGGCCAAGGAGAUGAAGGACAGCGCGGUGGCGGCGCUCAGCCAUGGAGGAUCGUCACAUGCUGCCAUGGUGGAGUUGCUGUCAAAUAUUAGUAAUUAAUGGGAUCUAUAGUGACUGGCUGAGCCUUUCAUUGUCAAGUGCCUCCGUGAGACAUCGGCGGAGUUGAAUCUAGGCCAUUCUUGUUUACUUUUUUUAUUCCGCAUCUUUGUCUGUGGAAUUUGCCUUUUUUGUUUAAUAAAAUUAUGAUUUAUCUA